GUACACCUGCGCCAGCGCAGCUUCAAACACGUCAGUUUAGCCUCCAAAGGCCGCGACGCACGCGCUUUCCGAAACGCGGCAACUGUUACAUCGCGCGAAAAUGAAAUCGAGUUUCUAAAUUCGAAAAUACAUUUUUUUUAAUUCAUAUUCGACAAGCAAUUAACUGUUAUUCUUUUUUUGUCGUAACGUUGUGAUUUUCUAAGAAAUAUUUUUAGUAGUGUUAAAAAUGAAGUUAAUUUUUGUAAACAAUGUCCCAGGCUUGCUUCUGAUGUCGCUUGUGUUGCUGACCAAUGCUCAGAGAUCAAGCAAUAAUUACAGAGAUGUUGAUCCGCAAGAGUUGGCUCGGCAGAACAAGAUUACGAAGCAAAUAUUGGAAGUGUUCAUACAGAAGAAGCUAGGGUUGUCGAGAGGUUACGUGAGGCCACCGUCAGUACAAGAGAUCCUACCGAUGAAGAUACCUGAAGAAAGGAAGGUUAGGAAGAUUAACCAGACAGAGGUCAAUGAAAGCCAGGAGUUUGCAGAAGAUGACAGCUUGCAGAGCGUGGAGAGCGAACAGAUUGACUCGAUUUAUGCUGAAGGAAGAGGCAAGAAGUACCCGGGCUACGACAACGAAGUGGACAAUAUUGAUCAAUGCUCGAGUUGCAGUGACGAAAGCGAGCUUGGCGUAACGCGGUGGACAAUGCCUCUGCUCAAAACAGGAGAGAAGCGGUACUACUUAGGAAUAUUCUUUAAGGCGAACUGGUUCAAGGCGCAGCAGUACUGCCGGUUCCACGGGAUGCACCUCGCAUCUAUCUCCUCCCAGCAGGAGAAUGACAAGCUGGAGCAGUAUGUUAAGGACUCAGGUUAUGGGCGUGAGCAUUUCUGGACGUCGGGCACUGACUUGGCCGAAGAAGGCAACUUCUUUUGGAUGGCCAACGGCAGACCUCUCACCUUUGUCAACUGGAACGCUGGAGAACCCAACAACUUCCGAUACGAGAACGGAGAAGAAGAGAACUGUCUAGAACUAUGGAACAGGGAUGAUAAGGGACUCAAAUGGAACGAUUCGCCUUGCUCCUUCGAAACUUACUUUAUUUGUGAGGUUAGGUCAGAUUGAUGUGUGUGAUCGCAAGCUAGGAAUGCCAUUUUGUAUGAAUGUUUGAUGAAUUUAAAGGCCUGCAUAGACGAGUGACUAUAUUUGCACACGAAAAGAAAAGACAUUUUUUUUUAGUCAAAUAGAAUGGGACGUUGUUCGAAGUGAUAUUCUGAAGUAAGCAGUCUUUUUUAAGAAAUCCCGCUGUGAAUGCGAGGUGUGGGAGUAAGAAAGACCCCAAAAGAACCCGCCGCAUGAUAAUGCUGCCAAUGCUUCUCUCCAUUUCUGAUUCCUCUCACACUAAGGUUGACAGGAAGAGAUACCGCUUUAGAGAUAAAGUCCACCUUUGUGUCCUUUUUUUAAUUUGAUAUUUCUUUUUUGUACUUUCCACUUUCGGUGCAAUAAAGAGUAUUGUAUUGAAGAUAUUGAUAGGCCCUUUUUGUAUAAUUAGAACUUAAUCGAGGUACCUACGCUUGUUGUUUUGGUGUAGAAGUUAAUAUUUCCAUGUAUACUGUCUCUCGUCUGCUCAGGCCUUAUACAACUGAGAUUUUUUUUAUAUUUCUGUAUAGGAAUCAGUGAAUCACAAAAUAUUUAUUCUUAUUUUAUUAAUUUUAUGUCUAUUUUCAUAAUAUUUAAAAUUUUGUUCGUUUUGUAUGUACAUGAUUUUCAUACAAAAGUUACCAUUAGGCAUGUACUUUAAAAGUAUUGUAAGUUAUUUUUUAUGUUUGUGGAGUUGGAAAAACACUCGAAUACUUUUAGUAUUAUAAAAAAAAAAUGUUGGGAAAACAUUCGCAAAGAUGUUUUUAAAUAAGGAAUUGAAAUUAAAAAGAAAAACUAUAGGUCUACGGAAUUCUCAAACUCAAAAUUAUAAUAGGUAUAUACAUAACCUGUGUCGUGGAAUAAAAAUGUAAAAUAUGAAUUAUAGCGGACUGUAGAUUUAGGCUGGUAAAAAUAAAAAUCCAGGAGCUACGGAGAAACGUGACCGUUUAUUAGAGGGAGAACGAACAAGAGAGAAAAAAAUUGGAUACAGACAAUGUUGCCGUAACCAAAAAAUUAAAUAUAAAAAAAAACAAACUUUUUAAUGUUGGUGUUCCAACAGUCGUUACAAAUUAUAGAUGGUACAUAUGAGUAAGGCCAGGCACAGUUCCACAGUUUGUCCUUCCAGGCAUACAAUAUUUAAAAUUAUAAGAUAAAAUUAUGCAUAAGCAAUUAGCAAUUUGAUAAAACAAAAAAUAAUGAGGUCAGUAUGUCGAGUUAUGUAUACGUAAUUCAUUUAUUUAUUUUAGAGUCACUUGUAGAUUGCUAGCUCGGUUAGGUACUACUUCAACUAUUACAUAAAUUGAGCUAGCAAAACAUAUACAAUAUGGAUAUAUCAAUCUAAUACUAGUAACUAUAUGACUUCAAACUUUUUGAUUACUUUUGAUAAUGUUUUCAGUACCAAAUGUGACUACGUAGGUACUUAAUAAUAGAUUGUAAACAUCAAUACUAUAUCCAUAUUGUAUAACCGAUUAUAGGUAUUGUAUAAUUAUAGGUAAUUAUUUUCAAGCCGAUACUCAAUAAAGGUACAGUAUGAGGAUGAUCUUGUACGAGCAACUUCCGAGCCGCUGGCUCAAGGACGCCCUGUCCAUAGUCAAACUUAGGUAAACUAUAGUUACCUUAAGAUUUAUGUGUAAAUAGUUUUAAGUGAGGUUAAUAAAUCUGUACAUUUUAUAA
This is a messenger RNA of Plodia interpunctella (Indianmeal moth), 2782 nucleotides long. RefSeq names its product triforce (gene tfc). Gene Ontology annotation, cellular component: external side of plasma membrane. Bases 227 to 1093 code for a protein of 288 amino acids. Gene Ontology annotation, molecular function: carbohydrate binding. The record is from RefSeq and is a predicted model, not a curated record. Gene Ontology annotation, biological process: biological process involved in interspecies interaction between organisms. The transcript is spliced from 6 exons. NCBI's taxonomy places the organism in Eukaryota, Metazoa, Arthropoda, Insecta, Lepidoptera, Pyralidae.